CGAGGCUCGGGCUGGGGCGGGGCGGAGCUCGACUUAGGUAACCUUGGUGGUCCGCUGCUCCAGUCUGGCCGCUCGGUUUUCGUGCAUCUUGCUUCGCUUGAUUUCUGGUUGAAAGAUCGCCAUGGCGCUGCGUGCGGCCGUGUUCGAACUGGACGGGAUCCUGACUCUGCCUUCGGCCACCAGUUUCUGGGAUCGCGCCGAGGAGGAGCUGGCCCUGCCCAGAGGCUUUCUGAGUAAAGCUUUCCUGAGAGGAGGCUCGGAUGGUCCCAGCAUCCGUGUGAUGAAAGGAGAGAUCACAUUUUCCCAGUGGGUGCCGUUCAUGGAAGAAGACUGCAGGAAGUGCUCCAAGGACUCUGGAAUCUGCCUCCCAGAGAAUUUCUCUAUAAAGCAAAUCUUUGAGAAGAUACUUUCAUCAAGAAAGAUCAACUACCCCAUGCUUCAGGCAGCUGUCACUCUCAGACAGAAGGGAUUUACAACCUGCAUCCUCACCAACACCUGGCUAGAUGACAGCGCAGAGAGAGGCAGCCUGGCCCAGAUGUUGUGUGAGCUCAAGCCACACUUUGAUUUCUUGAUUGAGUCAUGCCAGAUUGGAAUGGUCAAGCCUGACCCUCAGAUCUACAAGUUUGUGCUGGACACCUUGAAGACCAGCCCCAGUGAGGUGGUUUUCUUAGAUAACUUCGAAACUAAUCUGAAGCCGGCCCAUGAGAUGGGGAUGGUCACCAUUUUCGUCCACGACACUGAUGCAGCCCUGAAGGAGCUAGAGAAAGUAACCGGGGUGCAGCUUCUCCAAACCACAGCCCCCCAGCCCAUCUCAUGUGAUCCAAGCACCAUGACCCAUGGAUACGUGCCCAUAAAGCCUGGAGUGCGUCUGCAUUUUGUGGAGCUGGGCUCCGGCCCUGUCGUGUGCCUCUGCCAUGGAUUUCCUGAGAGUUGGUUCUCUUGGAGGUAUCAGAUCCCUGCUCUGGCCCAGGCGGGUUUCCGGGUCCUAGCCGUGGACAUGAAAGGCUACGGAGAGUCAUCUGCUCCUCCUGAAAUAGAAGAAUAUUCCUUGGAAGUGUUAAGCAAGGACAUGAUCACCUUCCUGGAUAAGUUGGGCAUCUCUCAGGCUGUGUUCAUUGGCCACGACUGGGGUGGCAUGCUGGUGUGGACCAUUGCUCUCUUCCACCCUGAGAGAGUGAGGGCAGUGGCCAGUUUGAAUACUCCCUUCAUGCCGUCAAAUCCCAAAGUGUCCACCAUGGAGAUCAUCAAGGCCACCCCCACCCUCAAUUACCAGCUCUACUUCCAGGAACCGGGAGUGGCUGAGGCUGAACUGGAAAAGAACCUGAAUCGGACUUUCAAAAGCUUCUUCAGAUCAAGUGAUGAGAUUUUCAUCACCCUGAGCAGAGCCUGUGAAAUGGGAGGACUCCUUGUGAACACCCCAGAGGAGCCCACCCUCAGCAAGAUGGUCACUGAGGAGGACAUCCAGUUCUAUGUGCAGGAGUUCAAGAAGUCUGGUUUCAGGGGGCCUCUAAACUGGUACCGAAACAUAGACAAGAACUGGGAGUGGGGCUUCAAAGGCUCAGGGAGGAAGAUCCUGAUUCCGGCCCUGAUGGUCACCGUGGAGAAGGACUUUGUGCUCACUCCUGAGAUGUCCAAGCAUAUGGAGGACUGGAUUCCCCACCUGAAAAGGGGACACAUUAAGGAUUGUGGACACUGGACACAGAUGGAGAAGCCCACCGAGUUGAAUCGGAUCCUCAUUGAGUGGCUGGAGACUGACGCCCGGGACCUGCCAGUGGUCUCAAAGCUUUAGGGUGUGAUGUGUCAGCUGCCAGCAGGCGUUCUGACCUCUUCAUCUGCUGGGGCACUGCUCUGGUACCCACAUGAAGCUUUACAUGUGUCUCUCAGAACCAGCAGCAUCAUUCCGAAGGGGUUUGCAGCCAAGAAUGCUUUUUUUUUCAAUGAAAUGAGUCAAGUCUGACCUAAUUGUAGACAUGGGAAAAAUCACAUGUGAUUAAUUCUCUGGGUACAAAGGCAUCAAUUUGUCUCUAAGGGUGGUUAGUGUUCUGUGGAGGACAGAAUGAGAUGAUCAGGGGGUGAUUUCUCUUUAACGGAUCAAUUCACUAUUUUGAUUAUGCAGAAUCAGCAAUUGAGACGCUUUUCAGCAGAGAUGAGAGCUCCUUUAUUCAAUAAAGCAAAGGCAAUGAUGAUA
Bubalus bubalis (water buffalo) is the source of this 2188-nucleotide messenger RNA. It is a transcript of the gene EPHX2, whose product is annotated as epoxide hydrolase 2. Bases 122 to 1789 code for a protein of 555 amino acids. Gene Ontology annotation, biological process: cholesterol homeostasis; phospholipid dephosphorylation. Gene Ontology annotation, cellular component: peroxisome. The transcript is spliced from 19 exons. Gene Ontology annotation, molecular function: lipid phosphatase activity; magnesium ion binding. The record is from RefSeq and is a predicted model, not a curated record. Lineage: Eukaryota; Metazoa; Chordata; Mammalia; Artiodactyla; Bovidae.